Hyaloperonospora brassicae is the source of this 609-nucleotide messenger RNA. The record is from the annotation of a GenBank genome assembly. Lineage: Eukaryota; Oomycota; Peronosporomycetes; Peronosporales; Peronosporaceae.
AUGUUGCGCGGACGCAAUCUGUUCGUGCUCAAGGCUCGUCGUGGUCGGACCAAGCGGCUGCAGGCGUUGACGCUGCACGUGCACGUGCGAGAGCAGGACUUGAGCCACUUCAAUGGCCACGACGGGACUGCCGGAGCGCGAAGCGUAGAGCGGUUGCUGGAGGUACUGGGCAGGUGUGAAUCGUUUCAAGCGCUCGUUCAGGCGAUGGACGACGGUCCACGACAAGUGGAGCAGCUCGUCAAGAGCAAGAGCAAAGAUGUCACGCAGACGCUCGAGCUCCCAGACGUGACGGUUCAGUGGCACGUGUCGGACGAGUCGGGUCUUCAUAGCGUCUUGCAGCGUUUUCGAAGCGCCCGUGGCGGAUCUGAGUCGUCGGAGCGACACACGACGCUCGGUAGUGCCGCAGCGACAGGAAAGUUUCGUCCUCUGCCGAUGCGACCGCUGGUUGUGGCUGUUUGGAUGUACCCGCCUCAUGUCGAGAUCCCACUCACGGGGAAACGGGUCCCCGUCAGCGACAUCGUCAAGCAAGACUUUUUCAGUGAGGCGAAUGAUGAUGUCAAGGACAACGUGAACGUGUCAUCGGAAGAUGUGAUCGAUGACUUACACUGA